AGGCCGGAGGAAGAUGGCGGUGUGGGCGAGGUGAGGUGUAGACAGCAGACUGGGGUUCAGGCGUGGGGAGCAGGGGGACGCGGAGGGAUGGCUCGCGGCGGCCGCAGGGGUAGAUAAAAAGCCAUCUCGCGGCGGGUGUGGGAGGGAGGGUAGGACAGCCUGGCGCCACGAGAGUAUGACGGGGCUGUAUGAGCUGGUGUGGCGGGUGCUGCACGCUUUGCUCUGUCUGCACCGCACGCUCACCUACUGGCUCCGCGUUCGGUUCGGCACCUGGAACUGGUUCUGGCGGCGCUGCUGCCGCGCCGCAUCCGCCGCGGUCCUAGCGCCGCUCGUCUUCACGCUCCGCAAGCCCCCGGCUGUAGGCAGAAACCGCCGUCACCACCGGCACCCGCGAGGGGGGCCGGGCCUGGGCGCCCCCCAUCCCCGGCUGCGCUGGCGGGCGGACGGCCGUUCCCUGAAGAAACUCCCGGUGCACAUGGGCCUGGUGAUCACCGAGGAACAGCAGGAGACCAGUUUCUCGGACAUCGCAAGCCUCGUGGUGUGGUGCAUGGCUGUGGGCAUCUCCUACAUUAGCGUCUACGACCACCAAGGUAUUUUCAAAAGAAAUAACUCCAGGUUGAUGGAUGAAAUUUUAAAACAACAGCAGGAACUUCUGGGCUUAGAUUGUUCGAAAUACUCAACAGAGUUUGCAAAUAGUAAUGACAAAGAUGAUCAAGUUUUAAAUUGCCAAUCAGCGGUGAAGGUCCUGUCCCCAGAAGAUGGAAAAGCAGAUAUUGUUCGAGCUGCGCAGGAGUUUUGCCAGUUGGUAGCCCAGCAGAAGCAAAAACCCACAGACUUGGACAUACCGAUGUUAGACAGUUUACUUAGUUCAAGUGGGUUUCCUGAUCCCGAUGUAGUAUUGAAGUUUGGGCCCGUGGAGAGCACAUUAGGCUUUCUUCCCUGGCACAUCAGAUUGACUGAGAUUAUUUCUUUGCCUUCCCACCAAAACAUCAGAUAUGAGGACUUUUUCUCAGCACUUUGUCAGUAUGCAGCGUGUGAACAGCGUCUGGGAAAGUAGUGAUCCCUGGUUGCAUAAUACGACUUCGGGCUUUGGAGAAAAGGACCCAAGUGACUGAUGUUUACAAAGCACCUACGAAACCCUGUACACAUCUAGUUCAUAAUCCUCAUAAUUUAUCAACAAACACAAAAAAGUGUCUUACUUGAGAGUAAGUAUGUGUGAGUGUAUGUGCGCGUGCGUGCGUGUGUGUGUGUGUGUGUGUGGAAAUAAACUUACAAAUGGGAAGUGGUGGAGAAGGGAGUGCGUGGACUUGCACCUGUAAGCAAAUAGCAGUGAUGUUGUAGGAGCUGAAUUUUCAGCUUUAAAAAGGCUUCAGCCCCACCUACUUCCCUGCUUUUUCAGGGAGAGGAGUGGGUGUUUAGAGCUGUUUGAUGAUUAUUUGGGGGGGAGGGGAAUCUUUUUUUUUUUUACUCCUUCCUGGUGACCAAACUUUAAUUUUUAAGAAUAAUAUUUGACUUAUUAAAUGGAAGCUUUCUAAGUUUGAGGGAUGUCUGGAGGAAUGGAGUUCUGCAUCGUUCACAUGUUAAACACUUGCUCACCUUUGGAGCGGAGGGAACACCUGUUUUCAGAUAUCCGUCCAUUUUCAUCUCAUCGUUGUCAGACAGUGUGUCUUGGGCAUAUUGAUCUGCUGUCUUUGUUCUGGGGCAUGAGAAUCAUCUGGAAAAGAACUCUUACAGCACUGAAAUGCAGAAUUUUAAAAAAUAAAUAUGACGCAGUCCAAAAAAGGUGAAGAAGUUGUAACCUUAAAAGUAAAGGUAGAAAGUUUCCUAAAAAAAGAAAGAAGGUUUGGAUUUUCUUUUUUUUGUUUGAUGGGCAGUGUGCUACAUAGUAUCCAAAGUUGGUUUAAAAAUGCUGCCAUUAACUCUGUUUAUUUAAAAUAAAUAUUUGAGGGAAGUUACAAGGCAGCUCGUUUCCUGAGAGGUACCUGUCCUCUGGUACAUGUAGGACCACGGCAGCACCCGGGACUUGCACUCAGUAAAUCCCGAGUAGGAGUGAUGGGCGUAACAGAUCGCUAAGUAAGGCUGAAGCCUGUGUGGGUAGUAGAACAUCACCAAAGGCUACAAAAGUAAAUUAAUUUUACACGUUCUCUUUCAUGACAGCAGAGAACAGCACUGGUUCUGUUAUUUUUUAGAUGAAUAAUUUUUGAUAGAUGUUUCAUAUUUCUUUCCUCACUGAUGAUCCUUGGACAGAAACCAUUCUUUAUAUUUGGACUGUUUCAGAAAAAUCUUAUCAACACGUGUAUAAUAAUUACCUAAAAUUGUACGUUUGGAAUGGGGAAGUUUAAAUACUAGGUCUCAGAAGUCUGAAAAAUAGAAGGGAUAACUGGAUUUGUAAAGCGAGGUCUGGAAUUGCUUGUCAGAUUCUGAAGAUAUGAAGAAUAAAUGUUUCAAUUUUAGAUUACAAAACCCCAUUUAUGAUUUUAAAAAUAUACUUGAAAUAAAACGAUUAAAUUUUGAUUUAGUGACAUUACUUUGCACUUCAGAAUUCUUCGUACAUUGUAAGACUUUUUUUUUUAAGUCAGCUGAUUGCCUAAAGUUUUGUGUGAAGCUACAGCACGUCUCUAAGCUUUACCAGAGAUUUUUUAUUUCUGUUCCCUGUACUGUGAUCCAUAUCCUGUUGAGGCUUUUCUUGGAGGGCCUUAGUUUAAGACUGAAUUUAUGCCUUUUAUAAAUACGUGUCUUUUUUAAACAUUCUGGAAUAUGUAUAGCUUUAAUGAAUUACAUUUUGGGCCCAACUGAAGUGAUUUAAUAUUUGUAAAAUGAAAUUAGUAAAAUAAAUUGCCCACUGGAAUAUAGCCAAAGUUGCUGAAGGUUUAGUAGUUGUCUUUGUACUUUAUUUUCAUCCAUUUUAUAGCAGGGUAGUGUUACACGUCUGAGUAAAUCUAUAACCUGUGACCUGAGUCUGUUAUAGUCCUGGGGAGAGUCCCUUAAAGUAAGUCAGUAAAGAUUCUGAAUUCAGAUAGAGGCAUUCCAGACACUUCUUACGAGUUCAGUUACUAGUACGAUCUCCACAACUUGAAUGGCAUGGGUCAUUCUGUAAUUCCUGCCAAAAUUAUCACUACUUAUGCAUUAUCAGGGCUUCCUUAGUGCUCCCAAGAAGAAAUGAAAUUUUUAAGUGUGUUUUGUUUUUAUGUCUUUUGGGGGAUAUUAUCUUUAAAUUGUUCCUACUUGACAUUCCCCCGCAAUGGAAAAGUUAUCAAAUUAAACCUAUACUGUGAGCGGCAGCUUGGAGCAUAGCAAGAAGUCAGAGGGUUUGAAUUCCAGUCCCAAUUCUGGUUUGGUUUGGUUUGGUUUGGUUUCUUAAAAGGGAUCACUGUUAAAGAGUUUGAAAGCUGGUUUGGAUGUGAGUAGCCAGUUGUGGUACAUUGUUACUAAGACUUAAUAAUGCCUGUUAAAAGAGAGACUUGUCGGUCAGUGCCAAACACACUGUGCAUAUCUACAGUUACUCUUUGAAUGUACGUUACUUGACAGCUCCCUCCCGUUGUGUGACGGACGGCACCGUGUAGAGUCAAGUCCCUGUGAUGUUUGUAUGGCUGUAGGCUUUGGUGACAUGUAAAUAAUGUGUAAAGCAAGUUUUUAUGAUUAAGGAAUCAAAUUUAUUGAAUUUUAUGAUUGAAAUUUGAAAUUUAACAUGUAUGAACAAAAACAAUAAAAGAAUAUACUCUUUUCAUGGACUAUA
Artibeus jamaicensis (Jamaican fruit-eating bat) is the source of this 3736-nucleotide messenger RNA. RefSeq names its product NUS1 dehydrodolichyl diphosphate synthase subunit (gene NUS1). Gene Ontology annotation, cellular component: endoplasmic reticulum membrane; dehydrodolichyl diphosphate synthase complex. Bases 176 to 1057 code for a protein of 293 amino acids. NCBI's taxonomy places the organism in Eukaryota, Metazoa, Chordata, Mammalia, Chiroptera, Phyllostomidae. Gene Ontology annotation, molecular function: ditrans,polycis-polyprenyl diphosphate synthase [(2E,6E)-farnesyl diphosphate specific] activity. The transcript is spliced from 5 exons. The record is from RefSeq and is a predicted model, not a curated record.